Molecule: messenger RNA, 2477 nt
Organism: Anneissia japonica
Lineage: Eukaryota; Metazoa; Echinodermata; Crinoidea; Comatulida; Comatulidae
Product: protein RFT1 homolog
Exons: 14
Coding region: 693-2321 (542 amino acids)
Biological process (GO): glycolipid translocation; dolichol-linked oligosaccharide biosynthetic process
Cellular component (GO): endoplasmic reticulum membrane
Source: RefSeq, a predicted model, not a curated record
CAAAACUGAGAUUUCUGUUGCAAUUAGUUCUAGAUUCAGUAUAAUUUGUCACAAUUGGACUAAUUGCGCUAUAUACAUCCAUCUAUUAUAAUCAUUGUAUCAUUAUUAUUAUUUGCAUUUUCAGGUGUGUACUUGACAGCUCAGAAGAACUUCAGGGCCUAUAGCGCUGUUCUGCUUGUCAUCUCAUAAAAGCCUACAGGGACAAGGUCACUGCUGAAGUUUUCCAGUAGUAGUGUUACGAUAUUGUCACCGGGGUUGUAUAUAGGGUUGUAAAUUUUUCUUACCAUGCACGUGCAACUCUGUCGUACACACACUCACGUGAUCACAGCAACAAACGAACAAACAAACAUGGAGGAUGUAUAAUCUUUCGCUGCAUGCUUUCGAACAAGACCAUCGGCUAAAACGUACAGUAGGGCCUGUCCAGGCCGCUCUACCUAGGCAUAUACUAUAGAAUUCUAUACAUAUAUACUAUACUAUAGAAUUCUAUAAUUCAUCAUAGGCUAGUCAAACAGCAGGCGUAGGCCUAAUUAGACCAGGCAGAUUUGCUGGUAAUCACCCGACGGCGUCCCACUCCAUCCUGAACUAAGAAGAAGGCUGAGUGUGGUGGUAGGCCUAGGGCCUAGAGAGAGAGAGUCUCCGCCGUACAUACAUCAAUAUUAUUAGUUUUCGUCUAAGUUUUGGACUUAAUCAAGAUGACUUCAUCUGGAAAAGUGUUAGCAAGUGCAGCACGUUCUGCAUCUUACAACAUGGUACUUCAGGUCAUGUUUCGUAUGAUCACGUUUCUCCUCAAUGCCUUUAUCCUGCGAUACAUAUCAAAGGAGAUGAUCGGUGUAGUUAAUGUCAGGUUAACUCUGCUGUAUUCGACAGUUCUUUUUGUAGCGAGAGAAGCAUUCCGUAGAGCGUGUCUAAGCGUCGAUAGCAAAGGUCAAUGGACUCAGACAAUCAACCUUAUCUGGUGCACAAUUCCACUUGGAUUUUUCUGUUCAACUGUUCUCGGCUUUAUCUGGAUGUUCGUCCUUGAGCGCCCUGAUGAUGCAUUGUUGCCACAUUAUGAUACCGGUGUGCUUGUGUUUGGACUCUCUGCAUUCUUGGAACUAUUAGUGGAGCCCUUAUGGGUCCUUGGACAAGCAAUGUUGUUUGUUAGAUUAAAGGUGAUCAUUGAGGGCGCUGCAAUUGCUGGCAGGUGCAUCAUGACUGUAAUCCUAGUGCACAAAUUUCCUGAUUUAGGCAUCAUUGUAUUUUGUAUUGCUCAGCUUGUCUUUACUUUCAUCUACGUCAGUUUUUACUACAUAUUUUUCAUACGUUACAUCAUCCUAAGAAAAGAUGAAGACUUCCCACUUAAAAGCAUAAGAGAUAUUUUCCCCCGCUCAAUUCCUGGACAGUAUUGGGCGGAUAUAUAUUCGAGCAGACUAGUGUGGAGUUUUUUCAAGCAAGGCUUUCUUAAGCAGAUUCUCACAGAAGGUGAACGGUAUGUGAUGACAAUAUUUGAUGUAUUAAACUUUGGCGAUCAAGGAAUAUAUGACAUCAUCAAUAACUUAGGAUCGUUAGCGGCACGAUUUAUAUUCUUACCAAUCGAAGAAAGUGGCUAUCUUUUCUUUGCCCAAACCAUUAGGAGGGGAGAGGUAGCAAAGAAACAACCAGAGGAAUCCAUUGAUCUGGCAUCAAAAGCAUUAGAAGCAUUGCUGAAGUGUGUUGUUUUGAUUGGGAUAACAAUCCUGGUGUUUGGAUAUGCCUACUCGUUCCUACUCCUAGACUUGUAUGCCGGCACCUUGCUAAGUUCAGGAACAGGUCCACUCUUGCUACGAUGUUAUUGUAUGUAUGUUCUACUGAUAGCAAUUAAUGGAACGACAGAAUGCUUUGUGUUUGCGGCAAUGGGCAAACAAGAAGUUGACAGUUACAAUCGUAAGAUGUUGGUUUUCUCCAUUGCUUUCUUGACGUCAUCAUAUUUUCUUACUAAAAGCAUCGGCAGUGUGGGCUUCAUCCUUGCAAAUUGCCUCAAUAUGCUAGCUCGCAUUAUUCACAGUUUAUAUUUUAUCAAUAAUUUCUACAAAGGAAGCUCGUACAGUCCUUUAAGUGGACUUGUACCAAAAUUACCUGUGCUACUAGUUUACCUAUUUGCAGGUGUAACUACCAUUUUCUCUGAGGUGACAUUUUGCUGUGAUCGUGGAAUUUACUUCCGUCUCAUCCACAUCUUUAUAGGGGGUCUGUGCCUCCUAGCCGUCUUAGUAACUAUUUUCCUGACAGAAAAGAAAUUAAUUUCUUUCAUAUUGGACCAAUGGAAUGAGAAAAGGAAGGAUAAACAAGAUAAGAAAGAUUUAUAAAAACAAUUAUUUUUAAAAAUUUAGUACAAAGUAUUAUUCCUCUAUAUUUGAAUUUAAAAGAUAUUAAAUUUUAUAUAUUUCAAAAUUAUCUGAUCUUUUAUCUGAUCCACUGAAUAAUCAAAAGUAUGCAAAAUAAAUACAAUUACAUUGCGAGUA